Molecule: messenger RNA, 516 nt
Organism: Pneumocystis murina B123
Lineage: Eukaryota; Fungi; Ascomycota; Pneumocystomycetes; Pneumocystales; Pneumocystaceae
Exons: 3
Coding region: 1-516 (171 amino acids)
Biological process (GO): iron-sulfur cluster assembly
Source: RefSeq, a predicted model, not a curated record
AUGAAUGGAGACUCUUUAAUUAAUGAAAAUCCAAUAGUUUAUGAAAGAAAUGAGAAAUCACUGAAAGGAUGGAUCAAUUUUUUUGAAGAAAUAAAAAAUAAAAAAGAAGAAAAUGAUGAAAAAGAAGAUAUUAUUGAUAAAAAAGAAAUAUAUGAUCUUUUAGCAAAUAUUAUGGACCCGGAACAUCCUUUAACACUUGAACAACUUGCAGUAGUUAAUUUUGAUGAUAUAUAUUUAGAAAAGGAUGAAAUAAAUAAAAUAACGUAUUUAACAGUAGAAAUAACGCCUACUAUUCCUCAUUGUUCAAUGGCCACACUUAUUGGUUUAUGCAUUCGUGUACGUCUUGAACGUUGCUUACCACCAAGAUUUCGUGUUACUGUAAAAGUUAAGAAAAAUACACAUCAAAAUGAAAAACAAAUAAACAAACAAUUAAAGGAUAAAGAACGUGUAGCAGCUGCUUUAGAAAAUCAACAACUAGCAAAUGUUAUUCAUGGAAUGAUGGCAUCUUGUGUUUAA